CCACAAAUGGCUCGUAUAUAAGAAGCUAGGGUUUUAACCUAACCCUAAGAAUACUCCUCCCAACAUCCCUCUCUCAGCAGUCGGCCGAUUGGUUUUUCUCCAGAUCUUUGACGAACUUAGUCGCCGCAGCCAAAAUGCAGAACGAAGAGGGAAAGAUCACGGAGCUUUACAUUCCUAGGAAGUGUUCCGCUACAAAUCGGCUCAUCACUUCCAAGGACCACGCCUCGGUUCAGAUCAACAUCGGUCACGUCGAUGAGAAUGGCAUCUAUACAGGCCAAUUCUCCACUUUCGCACUUUGUGGUUUCAUCCGUGCUCAGGGAGAUGCCGACAGUGCUUUGGACAGGCUGUGGCAGAAGAAGAAAGCCGAAGUUCGUCAACAGUAGAAGAAUCCAAAAUUUCUUUUCCCCGAAAUUUAUUUCAAUUUACGGUUAGUUAAUAUUGCGAACAUGAACGUUGAGAGCCUUCCUUGACCUCUUUGAACGCUUCUAAAAUUGUAGUGCUGCUUGGAACCUCCAUCGCUGAGGUUGGUUUUGAUAAUUUAUUAGUGGAUUUAUCUUCCAGUUUUUUGAACUCCUUAAAUAGCCGUUGGAAUUAGUGAUAUAUAGCAAGUGUAUUAUUCUUUUUUGGUUUA
Molecule: messenger RNA, 631 nt
Organism: Momordica charantia (bitter melon)
Lineage: Eukaryota; Viridiplantae; Streptophyta; Magnoliopsida; Cucurbitales; Cucurbitaceae
Product: small ribosomal subunit protein eS21y
Biological process (GO): translation
Cellular component (GO): ribosome
Molecular function (GO): structural constituent of ribosome
Source: RefSeq, a predicted model, not a curated record